ACAGAGCGCUGUCUGCAAAACCUCUUCAACAUCCAAAGACACACUGCCUUCCUCUGCUCUUAAUGAUUCACUCCCCGACUCUGUAACCUGUCUUUAUCCAUGGAGGUUCGUACCCCUCCAAACCCAAUUACCCCUCUUGUUCUCUUUGGGACUUCACGUUUCUCUCCCAAAUUUCCUACCAACACUUGGAGCAGGAGGCCUUCAUUUAGGUACAACAUACCCAGUUCCAAAUUCUUCAGCAACCCCUCAUUUAGAAUAUUUUUACCAUCACGAAACAGCCGGAGUUUACAGAUACUUGCACAUUUUGGUCGACCCACGAGUCGCCGGAACUCGCUAAGGAAGAAACUCGUUGAGGAUCAACAGGUGCGCCACAAUCCCAGCUCUGAUCUUCAAAACGCUAAUCGUAGUUUCGAUGACAAUUGUAGCUUAACAGAUAAUUCGAAUAGUGUUGGUGCGGAAGAGCGUGACUUUAAUCAUGGUGGUGUUUUUGAUAGAGUUGAAUAUGGUGGACGGGAAGAAAUCAAAUCAAAACGUUUGGGUGAAUCUGUAUUGUCGAACAAAUUAGAGAAUUGGGUUGGCCAGUAUAAGAGAGAUAUCGAGGAUUGGGGUAUUGGGUCGGGUCCUAUUUUUACGGUUUUUGAAGAUUUGGAAGGGAAUGUCAAGUGGGUUUCAGUUGACGAGGAUGAAAUCUUGAGAAGAAGUCGAGUUAACCGACUCGAAUUGGAGGAGUCAACGGAAGCGAACUUGAGAACUCUGCGUGCUGAGAAUUUAGCUAGAGAGAUGGAGAGUGGGAAGAGUGUGAUUCCAAGGAAUAGUUCGGUGGCAAAGUUCAUUGUUCAAGGAGUGGAAUCUGGUUUUGUUAAGGCAGCUCCAGGGUUUACUCUUCGGCCUGAGCUGCUUCCAAAGCUCUCGAGAGUUGGGACCACGGUGUUGUUCGGAUUUGUUGUGUUGUGGGCAGUGAAGAAGGUAUUUUCUUUUGGAGGAAAGGACGUUUAUUCUACAGAAAAGGAGAAGGAAAUGACGAGGGGAAAGAUUGAGUCAGGAAAAAAGAAAGAUAUCAUUAGCGUCGAGAUUGUUCAAGAAACUUCAGAACCGACCACUCUGCUCAUUGAGAAGCCCAAGCUAGACAAGGAAAAACUUAUGAAUAGUAUUACAAAAGCCAAGGCAUGUACUGAUACAUCGUCAUUAUGUGAUUCCUUUGGUAAUCUGGCAGCCAAUUCUGUGGGCUUGGAUAAUAAAGUUCAGGAGAUCAGACAAAUGGCCAGCCAUGCCCGAGAAAUUGAGGGACCAGAGCUUUCUCAAUCCGAUAGAGAUGGGAGAGUAAAGCAGGUUGUGAAUAAAGAACUGUCCAGUGAGAUAGAACUAGUCGAUGUGCAUAGUGAAGAGGCUGCCAGUUCUUUAGGUAACCUUCCAAAUGGAGAUUUAGGGCAGAGUCAUGGCAUUUAUGGAACUAUAAGGAAUGCAACUUUGGAAAAACCAAAAUUUGAUGAUGCUGAAUUUUUCAGUAAGGUCACUUCCGUAGAGGAUACAGAUACUUGUUCUACUUCAAGUGAAAAGGUUUCAGAUGAUAAGCAAAGCAUUAUGCAUGAUAUUCAAGAUACCAAGAGUUCUUUGAAGUUAAAAGAUUCAAGAGAGCUUAUCCAAUCCUCUGAUACUCCUGAUGGUGAGUCAUGUAAGAAUAGAUCUUUCAAAACAAAACCAAGAGUCAUAUUGUCAGUGAAAGAAGCUAGAGACUAUCUUUCUGAAAAACUAGACAACCGAGAGCCUAGUGUAGAAUCCCAUGUCAAAACUGUGCAAAAAAGUGCAGAUGUUUUGAGGAUUCCUAGUGAUGAAGAAUUUGGUAGCAAUACAAGCCAUAAAUUUUAUGCGAAUGAUGAAGUGGUCGCCAUUUCAGGUCAAACAUCAGAUUAUAUUCCUUCCACAAAUGCUAGUGAAGUUUCUCUGAAGGAAUCUCUCCCAACCAGUAAUGAUGAUUAUGACGAUUCUGAGUCAGUAUUUGGAGUGGGAGAUAGUCAGAAACCCCAAACUUCCUUGAAUCAUGAAGUUAAUGGCGUCAAUGCAGAGACCGGAUCAUCUGCAAAGAUGGAAAACUGGAUACAAACAAAUUUUCAUGAAGUUGAGCCCAUAGUUAAGAAGAUUGGAGUUGGAUUUAAAGAUAAUUACCUUGUUGCUAGAGAAAAAGUUGACGAAUCGUUAGAAAAUCUCAAAAUUUCACAGCUUGGUCUUAACGAGGAUGAUAGUGAACUUGAGUGGAUGAAAGAUGAUAGCCUACGAGAAAUUGUCUUUCAAGUCCGUGAAAAUGAGUUGGCGGGGCGGGACCCAUUUUAUUUGAUGGAUGCUGAAGAUAAACAUGCAUUCUUUAGGGGUCUUGAAAAUAAAGUUGAGAAAGAGAAUGAAAAGCUUUCAAAACUGCAUGAAUGGCUACAUUCAAACAUUGAAAAUCUUGAUUAUGGAGCAGAUGGAAUCAGCCUGUAUGAUCCUCCAGAAAAAAUCAUACCACGCUGGAAAGUCCCUGUAGUAGAAAAGAAUCCUGAGUUUCUCAAUAACUUCCUAGAACAGCGGAAGGCAUUUUUGUCUGGAAACACCUCUGGUUCAGACCACCUGAAGAAGGACCACGAUGACUCCAUUCCCAUAUCAACAGAAUCACCCACCCCUGAGAAUGUUGUUGCUUCUUUGCCAACCCUUGAUUCACACAAAAAAAAUCACGAUGGGGAUUCAAAAUUUUCGAAGACGAUAAUCGAAGGUAGUGAUGGUUCUGUUAAAGCUGGAACAAAAUCAGGGAAGGAAUAUUGGCAACAUACAAAGAAAUGGUCCCGUGGGUUUUUGGAGUCUUAUAAUGCAGAGACAGACCCAGAAGUUAAGUCAAUUAUGAAGGAUAUGGGGAAGGAUUUGGAUCGGUGGAUCACUGAAAAAGAAAUAGAAGAAGUAGCUGAUAUGAUGACCAACAUACCUGAGAAGAACAAAAAAUUUAUGGAAAAGAAGCUCAACAAGCUCAAAAGAGAGAUGGAAUUGUUUGGACCCCAAGCUGUGAUGAGCAAAUACCGCGAGUAUGCGGAUGAGAACGAAGAAGAUUACCUGUGGUGGUUGGAUCUCCCACGUGUGUUGUGCAUUGAAUUGUACACAGUUCAUAAUGGGGAACAGAGGGUUGGAUUCUAUUCGUUGGAGAUGGCUACCGAUCUUGAAUUGGAACCAAAGCCAUAUCAUGUGAUUGCCUUUGAGGAUGCUGGUGACUGCAAAAAUCUCUGUUGUAUCAUUCAGGCUCAUAUGGACAUGCUUGGAAAUGGCCAUGCCUUUGUUGUUCCACAGCGUCCUAAAGAUGCUUUUCGGGAAGCCAAAGGAAAUGGCUUUAAUGUAACUGUCAUCAGGAAAGGGGAACUUCAGCUCAAUGUGGACCAAACACUAGAAGAAGUGGAGGAACAAAUUAUUGAGAUUGGAAGCAAACUUUACCAUGAUAAUAUCACAAAGGAACGCUCUGUGGAUAUAAGCUCCUUGAUGAAGGGCGUGUUUGGUGUCACUGGCAAACCCACAAAGAGAAAGAACCUGAAGCGAAUGCUGAAGAAGCCUGGCAAGAAAUAAGGAUGGUGCCUGCCUUCCAUGGGCAGCAAAAGGUUAAUUUCUUUAGCUGGUAAUAUAUGCACAAAUUCAGUGAACCUUGAGUGGACAACCUCACCCUACCCUCAGAUUUUAUGAAAAAGUACCAUUUAAACCAGACAAAGCAAGAAGGGGAAUAAAACAGAUUGACAAUGAUUUUGGCUUCUCUAAACAAUAUUGUACCUAUCAUUGUCGUACUUUCAUUUGACAAGAGCCAGACAAAUGACUGCCAUUGCCUUAGCCUGAUCUAUGAUGUUUCAACCCAGCAUUUAGCUCCCACUGCUAAGUUCCCCAGUCGAUCUGUUCCAAGCCUGCUAACGGGAGAUUGUUACAAUUUUUGCAUGCAUUUUUAAUGGUGGCAAAAUCUCGAUGUCAAGCUGGCAUAUACUUUCGGAAGAUUGGGUUUUUCUGAUUCAAGAAGAACUGUAACUGCCCAUUCCAUUUGCAUUUUGUGCUAAUUCCAUCCAAAGACGGACUGAGCUGUAGCCAGCUUUCAAUCUGUUCAUCAUGUGGUUGUGCAAGACAUGGUAAAUUGUCCUGGGGGUGAUUGACAACUGCUCCGCGUCAUCCUGCUGUCCAGGCUUAAAUUUUGAAAAUGUCUAGUUUUCGAGAAAUAUAGUUCUUUCAUCUUAGAUUUUGUCAUCUCUAAUUACGCUCAUUGAUGUGGCAUAUUUUAAGUAAUUGACAUUUAAGUGGUUGACAUAUGAUUGGGGAUGACAAGAUAAUAGGUGAAAAUAGCAUUAUAGUUUUUUUCUGAAGUUGUAUCACAUUAUUGCUUCUUAAUGUUAGUUAGAUGGUAUAUGUUGAUCUCUC
Juglans regia (Persian walnut) is the source of this 4404-nucleotide messenger RNA. RefSeq lists its product as uncharacterized. The record is from RefSeq and is a predicted model, not a curated record. The transcript has 5 exons. The coding region runs from base 100 to 3576 and encodes 1158 amino acids. Lineage: Eukaryota; Viridiplantae; Streptophyta; Magnoliopsida; Fagales; Juglandaceae.